UCUACAAAAUCAAAACGAAAUCUGAUGGCACUAUUGAGAGAUAUAAAGCUCGUCUAGUUGCUAGAGGCUUUACUCAAGAAUAUGGCAUUGAUUACGAGGAAACUUUUGCACAGUUGCCCGUCUUACAUCUGUUCGAAGUUUACUAGCCGUGGGAGCAUCAAAACACUGGGAUAUGUGGCAAAUGGAUGUCAAGAACGCAUUUCUCAAUGGAGACUUACACGAGGAAGUUUAUCUCAAACCUCCUCCAGGUUUUUCCCACUCUCCAAAUCAAGUGUUCAAGCUUAACAAGGCCCUUUAUGGUCUUAAACAAGCACCUCGGGCUUGGUUUGAAAAAUUCAGCAAAGUAGUUCAGCAAUUGGGAUUUUCUUCAAGCCCAUAUGAUCAUGCUCUUUUCAUUCGACGAUCUGAACGAGGAAUUGUUUUACUUCUUCUAUAUGUCGAUGACAUGAUCAUUACUGGAGAUGACAGUGCGGGAAUUUCUGAACUUAAACAAUUUCUUAGUCAGCAAUUUGAGAUGAAGGAUCUCGGUUCAUUAAGCUACUUCUUAGGUCUUGAGGUUACUUCAGUUCCUACUGGUUACUCUCUCUCACAAGUAAAGUAUGCAUCUGACCUUUUGUUGAAAUCUGGAAUCAGUGACACUAAGAUUGUUUCUACACCUCUGGAUUAUGAGGUUAAACUUAACGCCAAAGAUGGUGAAUUACUUUCUAAUCCUACAUUGUAUCGCCAAUUGGUUGGAAGUUUAAUUUAUCUCACUGUCACUCGUCCAGAUAUUGCUCAUGCAGUGCAUAUUGUAAGUCAGUUCAUGGCAGCUCCUCGUACUCCUCACUUCACAGCCGUCCUUCACAUACUUCGUUAUGUUAAAGGCACCAUAUUUCAUGGAUUACAUUAUUCAUUUGACUCCCCACUUGAGUUACAUGCUUACUCGGAUGCUGAUUGGGGCGGUGAUCCUACUACCAGAUGUUCCACUACUGGAUUUUGUUUCUUUCUUGGCGACUCUCUUAUUUCCUGGCGCAGUAAGAAACAAUCUCUUGCUUCUCGAUCAAGUGCCGAGUCUGAAUAUCGAGCUCUUGCUGACACCACACAGGAAUUAAUCUGGCUACGAUGGUUACUCGAAGAUAUGAGUGUAACUCAUUCUCCGGCCACUUCUAUUUACUGUGACAACAAAAGUGCUAUAGACAUUGCUCACAACGACGUCUUCCAUGAGCGCACUAAACAUAUAGAGAUCGAUUGUCAUUUCACUCGUCAACAAGUUGCCAAAGGCACAGUUCAUUUACAUAGUGUCACGAGUGCAGAUAAUACUGCAGAUAUCUUUACAAAAGCUCAACCUCCUGGCAGUUUUCGCAAUUACGUUUCCAAACUCAAGUUGGUUCUGCAACCAUCUUAAGUUCGAGGGGGGGUGUUAAAGUCUCUAGUUCACAUUAACACAAUGUCAACUCCUAGAUUGAAACACCAGCUCUUAAACUCUACAG
Molecule: messenger RNA, 1469 nt
Organism: Daucus carota subsp. sativus
Lineage: Eukaryota; Viridiplantae; Streptophyta; Magnoliopsida; Apiales; Apiaceae
Exons: 1
Coding region: 173-1384 (403 amino acids)
Source: RefSeq, a predicted model, not a curated record